Molecule: messenger RNA, 1018 nt
Organism: Octodon degus (degu)
Lineage: Eukaryota; Metazoa; Chordata; Mammalia; Rodentia; Octodontidae
Product: ribose-phosphate pyrophosphokinase 1-like
Exons: 7
Coding region: 143-1018 (291 amino acids)
Biological process (GO): 5-phosphoribose 1-diphosphate biosynthetic process; ribonucleoside monophosphate biosynthetic process; purine nucleotide biosynthetic process
Cellular component (GO): cytoplasm; ribose phosphate diphosphokinase complex
Molecular function (GO): ATP binding; magnesium ion binding; ribose phosphate diphosphokinase activity
Source: RefSeq, a predicted model, not a curated record
GCGGGGUGCCGGGCGGGAAUGUAAGAUGGCGGAAUCGUAACAUCGAGCGGUCGGUGUGAGUGACUUACUGGGUCGACUUAGGUUCCCGUCUCCACGGCAGCAGGGAUCGCUGAGAGAAGAGCGCCUAGGGUCGUUGCCCAAGAUGCCGAAUAUCAAAAUUUUCAGCGGCAGCUCCCACCAGGAUUUAUCCCAGAAGAUUGCGGACCGCCUAGGCCUGGAGCUGGGCAAGGUGGUGACUAAGAAAUUUAGCAACCAAGAGACGUGUGUGGAAAUUGGUGAAAGUGUACGUGGAGAAGACGUUUACAUUGUUCAGAGUGGUUGUGGUGAAAUCAACGACAAUCUCAUGGAGCUUUUGAUCAUGAUUAAUGCCUGCAAGAUUGCUUCAGCCAGCCGAGUCACUGCAGUCAUCCCGUGCUUCCCUUAUGCCCGGCAGGAUAAGAAGGAUAAGAGCCGAGCUCCAAUCUCAGCCAAACUUGUUGCAAAUAUGCUGUCUGUAGCAGGUGCAGACCACAUUAUCACCAUGGAUCUACAUGCUUCUCAGAUUCAGGGCUUUUUUGAUAUUCCAGUGGACAACUUGUAUGCAGAGCCAGCUGUCCUGAAGUGGAUUAGAGAGAAUAUCUCUGAAUGGAGGAAUUGUACAAUUGUCUCACCUGAUGCUGGUGGAGCCAAGAGAGUUACCUCCAUUGCAGAUCGGUUGAAUGUAGACUUUGCUUUGAUUCACAAAGAGCGGAAGAAGGCCAAUGAAGUGGACCGCAUGGUGCUGGUGGGAGAUGUGAAGGAUAGGGUGGCUAUCCUUGUAGAUGAUAUGGCUGACACUUGUGGCACGAUCUGCCACGCAGCUGACAAACUUCUCUCAGCUGGCGCAACCAGAGUCUAUGCAAUCUUGACUCAUGGAAUCUUUUCUGGCCCAGCCAUUUCUCGUAUCGUGAUUGACAUCUCCAUGAUCCUCGCAGAAGCCAUCAGGAGAACCCACAAUGGGGAGUCUGUUUCCUACCUGUUCAGUCAUGUCCCUUUAUAA